This is a messenger RNA of Cryptococcus wingfieldii CBS 7118, 1824 nucleotides long. RefSeq lists its product as hypothetical. Lineage: Eukaryota; Fungi; Basidiomycota; Tremellomycetes; Tremellales; Cryptococcaceae. The record is from RefSeq and is a predicted model, not a curated record. The coding region runs from base 1 to 1824 and encodes 607 amino acids. The transcript is spliced from 2 exons.
AUGUCUGACCAGGCCGUCCAACCCACCCGCCGAAACCUUCGCAGCCAAGGCGAUGCGCCCUCGCAAGGUUCCGCCCCCGCCGACCAUAGCUCAUCUCCGCUAACUCCCCUUCUUCCUUCCGACCCUCAUGUUCCCCUUGUCGAUGGAGCUGCUCCCCACAGCCUCCAGUCCGAAGUCGGCAACAGGACGAGUCAGUCGGAUCCGCCUCUUUCCGUUCACCAUACCCCGCAGACUGCUCCCCAAGAUCUCGUCCACGGCACCCACUCCGCCGCGCCCACGGUUGACUUCCUUAUGCAACAAAACCGUUUCUUGAUGUCUUCGAUGGCCAACAUGCGCGACGAGAUACGCUCUCUUCGUCUCAGCCAGUCACGCGAGGCCACCCCAGUGUCCCCUCCUCCGCGUCACACUCAUGCACCCAAGCUCAAGCACGAGAUGUUCCCGAAGUUCCGCGGCCACGACGACGAAGACGUCGACACCUGGGUUACCUCUGUUACUGCCAUCUUCGAGUUCUCCGGCGCUGCCGACACAGAUUUGCUCCUCCUCCUGCCCGCCCUUCUCCAAGCCGUAUACUUCGAUGACAAGAGGUCCCUGCAACGCCACCUCUACCCCGCUGGCACCCCGGACGUCGACCGUAUCGACGACAUCAUCAACGGUCUCCCCGAGUCCAUGCAAAAGCUGGUGCGCAUCGACGCCCGGCUGUAUCCCAACCUCGAUGACUUCCGCCGAGCCCUCAUCGACGGCGAGCCCUCGAUGCGACCAGAGCUCUCCCGCCGCCGCCAGGAUAACGCUCCUCCACGUAACCGACACCAGCAACGCGACGACCAGACCCCCUCUUCUACUCAGUCGCCCCCGAAGACUCCGUGUCGUUUUUGUCAGGGUCCGCACUGGAAUCGAGACUGUCCCCAGCAAGCAGCUCCACCUGCCCGUCCCGCGCAGAGCAUGGCCCCGCCCGCUCAGCCGCCCUCGUCUGCCCCAGCAUAUGGCAACUUCCGUCUGGCUUCUCGUCCUGAAAACAAUGGGCCGUCCAGCUUCCGCCCUGCGUCCGCCUCCGCGAAUGGCACCCCUCUUGGUAACUCGCGACCUCCGGGAGCGUUUACCGUAUUCGUCAGGCCUUCUGCAGCCACGCAUCAGCACCCUUCCGACGCACAUGAAGCUGUUUACUCACCUCCUUCGUCCGACAACCAGACUCAUCGAGUCUCCCAUCCACAGGUUCCCCGAGCCUCCCCUCACCAGGCUCCACGAGUCUCCUCUCCCCUCGCGCUUCACGUGUCCACUCCGUCGACCGUCUCCGCGCCCAGCUCUCUUGUCGUCGAACCCAGCGAGACCGCUCCCGACACGGUAAUCCCUGACGAUGAGUCAGCCACAUCCGAACUCGUCGACGAACCACUUUUCCUCGGCCCCGACAUAGUCUCCACCGACGACGAUCGCGACAUUGACAUCCAACCACGUCGUGCCGAAACCUCCGAUCCUCUCGCAUCCUUUCCUCGCUUGUCCAUCAGCCGCGAGCCCACCGUCAGUCAUGACAAGUCUCCCGCAAUAGCGAAGGCCCAUUUCGCUACUGAUAUCGAAGGCUCUCCCCUUCGUGACAUCGUGAUCGAUUCCGGCGCGGCGAUUACGUUGAUGAACGAAGCCUACGCCAAUGAGCACCUGCCAACGCUCACCCGCCAUCGUCUCGAGAAGUUCCAACUCACCGGUCUCGGCGCCGCCGACUGCGCUUCCUUCCUCACGACCGACCUCCAUUUCCCAACGGCUGAAGGUGGCGAAGCUGUCAUCCCCGCAAACAACGAGGGCCGAAAACGAUAUACGGGGCGUCCAGGUGGUUAG